GAUAGAACGACACGUUGUUUUUGUUUGUUUUGCAGGUUAUAUGAAUUGCUUAGUUAAAGUGAUUGGUAUAGGCAGUAUUACUUGUCAAUAGUUUGACAAACCUGCAAGGAUGUCAAUAUUUACGCCGACGAAUCAAGUACGUUUAACAAACGUAGCUAUCGUUCGCAUCAAAAAGACAGGAAAACGCUUUGAAAUCGCGUGUUACAAGAACAAGGUUAUGUCGUGGAGAAAUAACACUGAAAAAGACAUUGAUGAAGUUCUGCAAACCCAUACUGUGUUUGUAAAUGUAUCUAAAGGGCAGACUGCUAAGAACCAAGAUUUAAUCAAAGCAUUUGGUACUGACAACCAAACGGAGGUUUGUAAACAAAUAUUGGCAAAAGGUGAGUUACAGGUUUCUGAAAAAGAGAGGUCGGUGCAUCUUGAAUCAAUGUUUCGAGAUAUAGCUACAAUUGUGACCGAUAUGUGUGUGAAUCCUGACACUAAACGGCCGUACACUGUAACUGUAAUCGAACGAGCAAUGAAAGAAGAUAUACAUUACUCUGUAAACCCUACCCGAAACACAAAACAGCAAGCGUUACAGGUUAUCAAACUUUUGAAAGAGAAAAUCAACAUCAAUAGAGCAGAGAUGAGACUUAGAUUCUUUCUACCAGGGAAAGAUGGGAAGAAAAUAAAAGAAAAACUUCAACCUAUGUUAAAAACUGUUGAAAGUGAGGAAUUUUCUUCAGCACUUGAAAUGGUUUGCUUGGUGGAUCCUGGUUCUUAUCGACAGAUAUUUGAUAUUGUAAGUAAAGAGACGAGAGGAAAAGGAAAGGUGGAAGUUAUGAAUUUAAAAGACAUCGAAGAGAGCGAAGAAAUGUUUUGAGUUUAUUGUUUUCAGCUCAAAGGAGAUUUCAAAACGUUUGUAACACUGAAUGGUUAUGCAAGAAUGUUUGUAUAAUAUCUUUGUUUCAGUUUUGCCCUGUUUAUAUUUGUUUUACUUUUUUCCUUCUUCGAAUUAUGUUCCCUUUCUCUGAAACUUUAAUGCAGAAUUUACUAUCAAUCGCCAAUACUCCAUUCAGUCACAAACUUUGUCUUUUUCUUGUUUAUUUACUCCUAUUUUCUGCUCCAUCAUUUAAAUAUUAAUUUACAACUGUGGUUGACAAUAAUUAUAUGUGCUUCUGUAUAACA
This is a messenger RNA of Ciona intestinalis (vase tunicate), 1167 nucleotides long. RefSeq names its product ribosome maturation protein SBDS-like. Gene Ontology annotation, biological process: ribosome biogenesis; cytosolic ribosome assembly. The record is from RefSeq and is a predicted model, not a curated record. NCBI's taxonomy places the organism in Eukaryota, Metazoa, Chordata, Ascidiacea, Phlebobranchia, Cionidae.